AUGGUGUUUCGUUUUAUAUUUCGAUAUUUGUCAAACAAUGAGAAGUUGAUUGAACGAUUAAGUGAAUCGUAUCCAAUUCGGCGAGCUGCACAAAUAACUGUGGAGUUUAUGAAUAGAGGAAAACAGAUUACUGAAACAGAAACCGUGAAAAAAAUCUCGAAAUUCGAUAUAAAAUCAUUUUUACAAAGACUUUCUAGCAAUGUUAAAGAAGAAAUUCAAGAUGCAAAAGAUAAAUUUAAAAAAUAA
Chrysoperla carnea is the source of this 246-nucleotide messenger RNA. Its product is annotated as protein NCBP2AS2 homolog. The record is from RefSeq and is a predicted model, not a curated record. Bases 1 to 246 code for a protein of 81 amino acids. The transcript has a single exon. Lineage: Eukaryota; Metazoa; Arthropoda; Insecta; Neuroptera; Chrysopidae.